AAGAAAUAUUUGAAAAUCGUCCAUUACCAAAUAAAUGUGUUAUAUGCACUUCCUAGGGCUAGGUAAGAAAAAAAUUUCUAAUUUCUAUAGAUGAUAUUAACAUUCAUGACUUGAGAUAUUUAUUAAAACUGGAUAUGAUGAUGUGAUUGCCCAAAUCAAACAGAAUAAAACUUUUGACACAUGAAAAGCCAUGAAAGAUGGCACAUUAACACUAACGUGUAAUUGAAAAUAUAAAAAAAUAAAUGACCUAAAUCCAUUUUUUUCCGCCUAUCCGUUCAAGCUUUCAACUAUCUUGUUCUACUUUUUCCUUCACACGGCUUGAACGCAAUCCCUUGCACAUUAUCCAUUUUAAGAGCUUUGUUAUGCAAAAUUAUUUUCCUUUUAAUGUUCAAUCAUCUUGUUUUUUUUCUUUUAAAUCUUACAUCAAUACCAUUAUAAAAACAUUUACCUGUGUCUCUGAAAACUAAAGCAGAGCACAUUCAUCACAUGAAUGCCAGCAAGAGAGCCAGAUAAAGUUUAAAUAACAUCAAUAUACAACAGACAUUUCUACAAAUGAAGCUGAACAACCAAAGUCUAGAGAGCCUUUUGGGUUCUUUAGGUGGCCGAGGGAAGUUCCAGAUUAUGGUUCAUAUGUUGGCUGCUUACACUUACAUUGUGCUGGUUUUCAACCAUGUUAUCAUGGCUUUCCAUGGAACACCCAUUGCCCAUAACUGCAUGUAUUACCAGGGAACUGAUGCUAGUAAGUAAGAGUGUUUUAUUUUUUUAUUUUGGGGGCAUUUUUUAGUAAUAAAACAAAUUACGUAAUCUUAAAAUAAUUAUAAAUUUUAAAAAGAUUUAAUGUGUUUAAUUUAUUUUAUUUUUUAAAUCUUGAAGUUAAAAAUCUCUUAGCAGAUUUGAAAAUCCUUACAAGGGCAUUAUUUAGCACAGUUAAGUUGUAAUUUGUAUACAGAAUGCUGAUACGGAAAGUUUUUUAAAACUUGAACGUUUAUUUAAAAAAUACUAGCUAACUAUGAGCAUUUUAAAUAUGUAUAAAGUUAUGCAAAUUUCUUAUCAAGCCUGCCAUCUGAAUAAAUUUUUAAAAUUCUGCCAUUCAUCGUAGCAUAUAAAGUAUGAAAUGUGUUCCAUUGUAGUAAGACAAUGGGAUACAAGGAAUAUGCAUUCAAGAUUUUUUCUCCCAUUAUUUUGAGAAAAUUAUAUCAAACCAUUUUAAUUAAUUUUUACAGCACUAGACAAAAUCAUCCCUGGUACUUGGCCAUACAAAAACUCGAGCCAGAAAGUUUUGGUCAAUGCUACUCACGCUGAAUGCAAUGCAACUCUCUUCUACUCGGACGGACAGAGUGAGACUGUCCAGUGCACAUCUAGAGGUCAAUGGAGAUAUAAGCCUGUUUAUGAUGAGAAGAACAUAGUCAGUCAGGUAACUUGUGCACACAAUUGUCUAUUAGAUCCUCAUGAAUGUAUUUAUAAAGAAGUCUGUCAUACUAUUAAUAAUUAAUCUGAGAAUAUUAAUUUUGAUAUUAAAUUAAAAAAGGAUUAUUGUUAACAAUGUUAAAUCAGGCUAUCUAAAAACAGUUUGAAUUCAUUGAAACAAUACUUUUGAAAGAAAUCUGUUAAUACUUUUGUUCUUAUAGUUCCGAAAAUAAUUUGUGUGUAUCACAGCUUCAGCUUUUGAAAGUGAACUACCAAGAAAUGUAAUUCCGUGGAUGUUAAUGUUUAAAAAAAUGUUAAAUUGUAUUUCAGUUUGACCUGGUUUGUUCGGAUGCGUACCUGGCCAAUCUGGCAACCACUCUUUAUUUCGCUGGUGUAAUGGUUGGAGGAGUUGUUUUCGGAGAUCUGGCUGACCGCUUCGGGCGCCUUCCCAUCAUGCUGUUCACCUUGUAUUCCUCCACCAUCCUUGGCAUAAUCAUCGCAUUCUCUGUUAACUAUGUCAUGUUCGUUGUCCUCAGGUUUAUUAAUGGCAUACUAAUGCAGGUAAAGUAAAGGAGACUCAUCUUUUAAAUUCAGAUUUGUAUAUUUUUUAACUAAAGGGGAUGUUUUCAGGAAAGUUUGUCAAUUUCUAACUAAAAAAUGUAAUUCUUUUUAUAUUAAUACAACUGAGUCUUUUUUUUUUUUAAUUUUAAUUACAAUUUUUUAGCUUCUAAAACUGUUAAAUACAGAAAUUCAAAUUUCAGCGGGGCGAAAGAUGUGGAUAGAUUGGAGACAUAUUAAUGCUUAUUUUAAAAUAUGAUUAUUUUCAUUGGUUGAUAUGAAUGAUAACUUUGUAUGUUUUAUUUUUCCUACAUGUGUAACUUUAAUAGUUUAAAAAAAAAAAAUUUUCUUACCAGGGUCUGCAGACAUCAGCAUACACCUUGAUCAUGGAGCUCUACGUAGCUAAACACCGGCCGUUCGCAGGGGCAGUAACUGAAUGUUUCUUUGGCUCCAGCAUUAUGCUACUUGCUGGUUUAGCUUUUGCUGUGAGGGACUGGCAACACCUCCAGAUACUGAUUAGCUUAUUUGGAGUUUUAGCUGUUUUCUACCCUUGGUAAGAUAUCAGUGGGAACUUUCCUAAUAGGUGACUUCAAAACUUGGCUCUUUGUAUUUCUUAUAUAACUGUAGAGCUGGUUAGGUCUUUUGGCUUUUUUAAUUUAGAUUUAUGGAUUUAUUUCUUAUUAUUUAUUGGAACAUUUUAGAGAUAUGAAAUUUCUUAGCCUUUUAACUGUUAAAUUCCCCCUAUUGACUUGGACUUCAUUGUAUUUAUUGUGCUAGUUCAGACUUACCCAGAAUGAACCAUGACUGAUUGAAAUUUCAGUUUCAUCAUUCAUAGGACUAAAACUUCUCUUUAUAUCACUAAGCUUGUUGAAAUGACUAACUCUCAUAGCCAUGUAAUGUUUCCCAGGGUUGUGCCAGAAUCUCUGAGGUGGCUGAUCAUGAAAGGGAAAACAGAUCGAGCUGACCUUGUAAUAAAAAAUAUUUGCAAGAUGAACAAGGUAAUCUAACAUCACAAGGUAAGUUUACAUAAGGUAAUCUAAUCAAACAAGGUAAUCUAACAUAAAAAAGUGCUCUACCAUAACAAGGUAAUCUUACAUAAGGAAAUCUAACAUGUUAAUUAAGCAUAACAAAGGUAAUCUAACAUAACACCAAGUUAAACUUAACAACAUGGUAAUCUAACAUGAGAUGGUGACUAACUUGAGGCAAACUACCAUGGCAAGGUGAACUAUUCAGAUUUAAAGACAAAAAAAUACAGAAAUAAAUAAGUUGAAAAGGACUUUUAAUUCAGUCAAAUUAACUGAAUGGAUUUUUUUAAUAGAAGCUUUUUUUGUUAAAGCCAAACAAAUUAAAAUCUGUUUCAUCAACUCUGAAAGUGCUUACUUCACAGAUCUCAAUGUUCAAAUUUAUGCUGGACAUUUCUUAACCGCGGUUUGCUCCACCUUCGUUUGAUUAUUUCCAAGUCUUUGUCUGAUCUGUCAAUCUUUAAACAAAUACCUAAAAAUGUCUAUUCAAUUAAUAUCAUUGUUAAAGUGUAAAAGGGUUUGUGCAUAUUAUGGCUGGCCAGAUUUUUGUGCAGAGGGAUGCACCGAACUUACAAAUAUUUUUGGUGAGCUGCAUGAUAAUUUUCUAUCAAUCUAGGGUUCUAGACAAGAAAUGGCGUUUAAGUUUGUACGUAACAAGUGAAAAAAUUAUGGAAACAGUUUUGAAAACUGUACACUUUGACAAACAGUUUUCUAAGGCUUUAACAAAUAACCUUUCUUAAUUUGUGUCUUUUAAAGGAACCAUCCACUUCCCAGAAAUCCUUUGUUGUACGUAACAAGUGAAAAAAUUAUGGAAACAGUUUUGAAAACUGUACACUUUGACAAACAGUUUUCUAAGGCUUUAACAAAUAACCUUUCUUAAUUUGUGCCUUUUAAAGGAACCAUCCACUUCCCAGAAAUCCUUGAUGGGCUGAUAAAUACAUUUCAGCUGGACAGAAGUGGCCCUCGGGCCAAAGGUUUCCCACGUCUAGUGAUAUGUAAUGAAUAUAUACCGGUAUAUAAAUAUGUCAACAUUCCACGUUUCACAGGUUCCCUAUCCAGCUGAGCAGUGGGAAGCACUCCGUGAAGACACUGACAAACAGAUGAAAGACGGCGGCUCACAGAGUGUCUACAAUUUCACCGACAUGUUCCGCACUGGACACAUGAGAAAACGAUCAGUUAUUCUGUUUUAUAUAUGGUAGGCUGCUACAGCAUUGCUCCAUGAACAGAUUUAAUGUUUCUUUGACCUUUGCUCUAGAUACAUAUAGGAAGGUUGAUUAAGAACUCAUGUGUUACUCCAACAAUGAGACAAAUAAUUGUAAUAAAAGUAAGCAUUUUUGUGUCUGCAUCUUUUUGUUAUUUUUGUAUAGAAAAUCAUUCUUAAAUUUAGAUUGUUGUUUACAAAUAAAUGCAAUAGAACUCUUUUAAAUUUAUUCUUUGACAAAUAAAUAUCGCAAGGUAGAUUAAUUUUUCCUAUUCCCCGAUGUAUUCCCUAAAAUAUCCUCCUGCAUAUUACUGCACCACUUCCCCAUCCACCUCCCAGGCUGGUCAUAUCUACGUGUUAUUACGGACUUACUUUCAAGAUGUCCGGCUUUAAAGGAAACCGUUACCUCAAUUUCUUCAUUGGAGGGGCAGUUGAGACCCUGGCAUAUGCGGUCAGUUUGCCCAUCAUGAGGAAGUAUGUGGAACCAUUCGUGAACCUAGAUUUUUAUUUAACAGUUUAAUAUGGAAAUAUAUACGUAUGGAAAUGGCUGGUAGGCAGUCUUUUUUACAAAAUGGAAAUGGGUGGCAGCCAGUCUUCUGUACAAAAAACAUAAUUGGGGUGAAGUCAAGAAUCAUAAACACAUUUAUUAAGAAUCUAUUAUAACCAUAUUGCAUUCUUGGAGAAACAUGCCUCAAAUUUACUAUUUCGUUUUCUUGGUCUGAAAUUGUAAAGCACUUUUUAACUAAAAAAAAUUUCAUAUGAAGAAAUGUCAUGUAAGAUUAGUUGGGUGCUAAAAGUAAAAUUUACACCACUUUUAAAUCACUUUUAAAAAAAUACAUAAUUAUUAAUUUUUCUCCAGGUUUGGCCGAAAAAAGCCCCUUUUGGCAUGUUUUCUUAUUGCUGCUGCAACUUGCUUAGCUGCAGGAUUUAUUAAUGAUUAUACAGCAGGUGAAAAGUUUUUUUUUGGUUAUAUUUUGAAACUAUAAUUAAAAAAAUGUGUUUAAAACUUUUCCUUUACAAAUAUUUUCCUUUACAACAAGACAGCAUUCUGCCACUAUUAUGCUGAGCCUUAUUUGUAUACCAAAUUUUUGCUUUAUUUUUUUAUCUUAUCUCAGGUCUCAGUCAUGUAACAAUUACUCUGGCCAUCACUGGAAGAUGUGCCAUGGCUUGCCUGUUUGCCAUCAUAUUUGUUUACACAUCUGAGAUAUAUCCAACAGUGAUCAGGUAUUUACAUUGCAUUAUUUAAAACUAUUUUGGUAACGUUAAUCUUGUAAAAUUGUUUAGGUUUUACUGGAGAGAUAUGGUACCAUUUAGCAGAAGUUUAUAUCUCUCAUUAAUGCGAUCCUUUAUAGUUAAGGACUCGUUUGGCCAUAGAGAUGUUAAAAAUCAUUGUGGUGAUGUAAACUUAAAAUGUGAUAUUUCUUAGCUGCUUAAAAUUUUAUUUCAAUCAUUCAAUUUAUUGGGUUUUUUUUUUAAAUAUAGGCAUUAACAUCCCAAUUUAUAGAAAAUGUGUACUUUUUUUUUUAUUUGUAUUUGGCAAAAAAUAAAUUCAGCCAUUAUGUUGUUUGGUUUAAAUUUUUUCCAGAAAUAUUGGGAUGGGUGCUUGCUGCUUCUGGGCCAGAGUUGGGGGUGUACUUGCUCCUCAGAUUAAUCAAUGGGUAAAUUUUUUAUGGCAUUCUUUACAUAACCUUGUUUUUUUAAUAUUCAUGUCAUUUUAGAAUUAUAAUUAAGUCCAAAACAAAGUACCUAAAUGAUGAUUUCAUAAAUGUUAAUGCAACUAUAGAGAAAAAUAUUUUCCCAUAUGCUUCAUUUGGCUUUCAAUCCUGUAUUUGCUUUUAGACAAAGACUUUGUGGGACGUAGAUGCCAUCAUUAUAUUUGGAGUGAUGUCCCUUUUGGCUGGCCUGGUAUUAUUCCCCCUGCCUGAGACCCACAACAAGAGGCUACCUGACUCACUUAGGGAGGUAGAGGUCAGCUCAGCCAGCUCUUCUGAAAAUAACCUGCCAGAUUUCAAAGAGAAGAUAACUGCAGAUGGAGUAAAGAGAGAGGAGAUCCCAAUGCAAGGAGUUGCUUAAUUUUAAAUUUAUUAUUUCUCUUGUCUCAGUGCUCAGAAAAUAAAUUAAUAAGAGCCAAAGUUAGUAAAAAAAAUUAUAGGAUUAAUUAAAUAAUUUUGGUUGAAAUUAAUUUAUGGAAAUUUUUAUCAAAAGUAAAAAAAGGUUAAGUCACUCUUAUAAAAUAUCCCAUAGAUUUGGUUCAAUUUAUUUUAAUAAUUAAAAGUUAACCAGACCUACUUUUAAACACAUAAAACUUGAGAUAAUGAUCAGGUGUAAAGGUUGGUAUCUCAGUUAGAUUUUCCUCUAUCUCAUCACUUUCAUUUUAUGUUUGAUUGCUUCUUGGGAUUUUUUAAAUUUUAAUUUUGUGCUAAAGAAUGAUUGUGGCUAAUUUUGGAUCCUCCAAAGUGGAGUAAUUAUCUUAUCUGCAUUUAAUUGUUGAACAUUUUAUAACAGCUUGAGAUCAUUCAAUAAUCUCAAUGUAGAGGUAUCCUUGUUGGACAGCAGAUAGCUAAUUAAAUUUAUAAUGAGUCAUCAAAUUUAAAUGUUUUCAACAAAUUUAACUAUUAUUAGCUUAAAAAUUUUUGAGUUAAAUGUAUAUGAAAAUUGUAUAUAUUCCACAAAUCUUUGAAUUAAAUAUGUCCAAUAAGUCAAGGAAUGGUAAUUAACAAAUCCUAUUUUUCAUUGUAUGUAACCUUAAUGUGUGCAACUUGAAAACCAGUGUAACAUAUCAUAGAUGAUGAUAUUAAUCUUGGGUUCAAAAAAUGAUAUAAGUGAUAUUUAAGAAAUCUAUAAAAUAAGGUAGGGGAAAAUCUUUCAAGGGAUAUUUAAGAAAUAUAAAACAGAAUAGGGAAAAUCUAUUAAAAAGUAUUUAAGCUUAUUGAAAUUAUGAAUUGAUAUAAAUGAACACAUUUCUUGUUUUUUCAUAGCAAUAUUCUAUGAACUUUGAAUGACUAAAGUUAAACUUGAGCUAUUUCCAUGUUAUGUGGGUUAAGCUUUUGUCACAAAGUCUGUCUACUAACACCAUAUCACUAUUUACAAUAGUAAACUUUGCUGUUUUAGACAGAACACUAUAAACAAAAUAUGACCCAUUUAUCAGUUUAACAUAAAUUUUUUAAAUUGCAUCCCAAGACACCAUAUGCAUCCUAUCUGUAUUUACUUUUAAAUAAAGGAGCAUAAGCCCAGAUGCCCUCCCCC
Lymnaea stagnalis (great pond snail) is the source of this 7434-nucleotide messenger RNA. The record is from the annotation of a GenBank genome assembly. Lineage: Eukaryota; Metazoa; Mollusca; Gastropoda; Lymnaeidae.